AUGGAAUCUACUGAUCCAAUUGGCGAAGCGUCUACUAUAAUUUUUCUUGAGAGUGCAUAUACAACGCCAGAGAAUGUUAUUGCAAUUGAUUCAGAACUCAAACGCAUUCGGCAUGGUCUGCGUGAAAAGGGGGCUUCUGAAAAG
Molecule: messenger RNA, 144 nt
Organism: Entrophospora sp. SA101
Lineage: Eukaryota; Fungi; Glomeromycota; Glomeromycetes; Entrophosporales; Entrophosporaceae
Source: the annotation of a GenBank genome assembly